Molecule: messenger RNA, 1954 nt
Organism: Thermothelomyces thermophilus ATCC 42464
Lineage: Eukaryota; Fungi; Ascomycota; Sordariomycetes; Sordariales; Chaetomiaceae
Exons: 1
Coding region: 186-1640 (484 amino acids)
Cellular component (GO): nucleoplasm; nucleolus
Source: RefSeq, a predicted model, not a curated record
CGCGCCUGCCCUUGAACAGCCUUGUUCACCUUCGCCUACCGAGAAGAUUGUGCAGGGGCUGUGACAGCCGCUUUCCCCGACUCACAACGCGAUCCUCGCCCAUGUCGGCCCCGCCAGCCUGGCUAUUUUCCAACAAUUCUGCACUGACCGCGCAAAAACCAGCCACUCAGAGCAGCACAUCCACGAUGCCGGGAAACAAGAAGCCCAAGGCCAGCGGGUCCCAGAAGAAGGGCCCCGCGGCCGCCGAGAAGUCCGGAUCGACCGCGGAGCCGCCUGCGCAGCUCCUCGAUAUGGUCGAAUCGUUCCUUUCUGAGCACGACUUUUCCGACGCCCAUCGCGCGUUCACGAAGCAGCGGGCCAAGAAGGGCUGGAAGAGCGAGAAGUCGGACGUCGCUGGGAAGGAUUCUCUCGUUUCUGUCUUCAACGCCUGGAAGACUUCUUCUCAGAAGGCUACUACCGCGACAGCGGCCAGGGCCAGCAGUGAUGAGAGCAGCAGUAGCGGCGAGAGCAGCAGUAGCGAGUCGGAAUCAUCGGACAGCGACACCGACAGCGAUAGCGACGACAAUACCGAUGUGGAAAUGAAAGACGUAGCAGAGGAGGAGUCCUCGAGCGCUGACUCGAGCAGCAGCAGCAGCAGCGACAGCGAGAGCGAGGACAAGAAAGAAACGGCGAAGCCUGCAGCUAACCCUCUCAAACGCAAGGCUGCUUCCGAGAGCAGUGACUCGUCCGACUCCGACUCCGAUUCCAGCUCUGACGAGGAGGCUCCCGCGCCCAAGAAGCAGAAGAUUGCCGCCGCCCCGGCCGCCAGCGAGUCUUCUGAUUCUUCCUCCGACUCUUCCUCCGACUCUUCCUCCGACUCUGAUUCGAGUUCCGACUCGAGUUCCGACUCGGAUUCCGACUCCAGCUCCGAAUCUGAGGCUGAGUCCAAGCCUGCGACCAAGAAGGCUGCGGCAAAGAAGGAAACGUCCAAGAAGAAGAAGACCGAAUCGUCCUCCGAGUCUUCUUCUUCUUCUUCCUCCGAGUCCUCGUCCUCCGAGUCUUCGUCUUCUGAAUCAGAGUCAGACUCGUCUUCCUCCGACUCCGAUGACGAAUCCGAGGACGAAGCCGAAGAAGCGGCCAAGGUCCCUCUCCCCGAGUCUGGUUCAGACUCCGACUCUUCUAGUGACUCCUCGUCGUCCGAUUCCUCCUCAGAUUCCGAGUCCGACUCGGAGAAGACCGAGACCAAGACCAAGACCAAGAGCGCCAAGUCCACCUCGCCAGCCGGCGGCGGCUCUGACUCCUCUGCCACCCUCGACCGGACCUCGCCCAAGGUCUAUCCCGUGGACAAGUUUGCCCCGCUCCCGCCGGACCCGGCCACAGUUAAGACCAACAACCGCGGUAAGGGCGGCAACAACAACAACAACAACAACAACGGCAAGGUCAACCAACCCUUCUCGCGCGUCAACCGCAACAUCCAGGUCGACCCGCGCUUCGCCUCCAACGCCUUUACCGGCCACGAAUGGGGCCGCAAGGCCCACGAAGACUUGAGCGUUACGCGUGGCAAGGGCUUCACCAAGGAGAAGAACAAGAAGAAGAAGGGCAGUUACCGCGGUGGGCGGAUCGAUACAAACGCGAAGGGGGGCAUCAAGUUUGACGACUAGACUCCUUUAGGAAGGUCACUUUAAACUAUUUUUUUUUUUCAUUGGCGUGAAGGGUUUCCCGGAGAGUGUCGCAGGCGUCCAAAAGCAGAUAUAUAUGGGUGGCUUCUGCUACACUUCCAAUGUAGCUGGUUUAUUAGGAGAGGCGCGAUGUUUAGUUCGCCUGGUUAGGCACCUUAAGUAGACAUGGCAUAGCACGGAGUCUCGGGCAAUCUGUGUUUUAGCUUAGAUUCCGCGCCGGAAUUCAGUUAUAGAGGUAGCUUUAGAUAUUAGUCAACGACUAUAGAGUGGCAUUUUCGCAAAACGAGGCGAUUCUU